AUGGAGCCAAUGAGGGGCAUUUCCGGUGCUACUGGCAAGCAACCUGCUCAACAAGAAAGCCCCGAACAGCUUCUCGAUGUAUUCAAGGCGGCCGCCCUUUCCGUCACGAAGCUGUACAAGAUCUCAGCCGCGGGACAGUCCAAGGCACGUGCCGACGGAUACCAGGAUUGCCUUGAUGAUCUUUUACAAUUCCUAGAUAAGGGUGGCAUGGGCUUGGGUGAUGGCGAAGGAUGGAAGAUUCGAAAAUGGGCUACAGAAAGGCUUGACGGACGUGAGAGCAGCUCUCUGAACACUGAGAGCGAGGAUGAGGUCGAAAAGGCAGAGACAGCUUCAUCGCCCGAACUCACACGAACAUCCGUCCCUCCCCAACAGACAAGCCAAAUGCGAACCGACUCCGCUCCACCGAGCAUCCCUCCUAUUGCCGAAGAACCAACGACGAUACUCGUCCCAAGCCAAGACCACUUUACCUUCCAGUCCUCGCACCCCUAUCCGAACAUUGGUACUCUCGAUUUAUCCGACUCAAGGCCACAUGAUGACACGCCCAUUCCCACACGACCAUCUAAGACCAGGCUGACUGGUGGUUCAAGUCGGACUUACCCAAGGGGUCCUGGACAUUUGGUACAAAGGGCUGGCAGUAAGCGAAAGCUCAACUUCGACGAAAUCUUCGAUCUUGGCAGUCUCAAUGGGAAGGAUCCUUUCGGAAACGGUGGGAAACGUGGUCGGCAUGCUUGA
Messenger RNA from Fusarium sp. VM40, 732 nucleotides. Lineage: Eukaryota; Fungi; Ascomycota; Sordariomycetes; Hypocreales; Nectriaceae. The record is from the annotation of a GenBank genome assembly.